This is a messenger RNA of Penicillium atrosanguineum, 1170 nucleotides long. RefSeq names its product RNA-binding protein. Gene Ontology annotation, cellular component: cytosol. The record is from RefSeq and is a predicted model, not a curated record. The coding region runs from base 1 to 1170 and encodes 389 amino acids. Gene Ontology annotation, biological process: mRNA splice site recognition. NCBI's taxonomy places the organism in Eukaryota, Fungi, Ascomycota, Eurotiomycetes, Eurotiales, Aspergillaceae. The transcript is spliced from 4 exons. Gene Ontology annotation, molecular function: mRNA binding.
AUGUCUUUCCAGAACUUUGAUUCUUUCCCCAACCAGGACGCUGCCGCCGCUGCCGGUGCUCCGGCUCCCGCCGACACUGCUAUGGCUGGUACUGCUGAGGGCGCUGGUUUCCAGGGUCCCGCUCCUGGUGAGCCCAAUGCUGGUGCCCCCGUUUCCCAGCAGGGCGCUGAUGGCAAGACCACCCUCUGGAUGGGUGAGCUUGAGCCCUGGAUUGAUGAGAACUUCAUUCGCAACCUGUGGUUCCAGAUGGGCGAGCAGGUCAACGUCAAGAUGAUUCGCGACAAGUUCUCUGGGAGUAAUGCCGGAUACUGCUUCGUCGACUUCUCUUCCCCAGCCGCUGCUGCUAAGGCUCUUUCUCUGAACGGCACCCCCAUGCCCAACACCAACCGGGUCUUCAAGCUGAACUGGGCUACCGGUGGCGGCCUCGCUGACCGCAGCCGCGACGACCGUGGUCCUGAGUACUCCAUCUUCGUUGGUGACCUCGGCCCCGAGGUCAACGAAUACGUUCUCGUCUCGCUCUUCCAGAGCCGCUUCCCCUCGUGCAAGUCCGCCAAGAUCAUGACCGACCCCAUCAGCGGCAUGUCCCGUGGUUACGGUUUCGUUCGCUUCUCCGAUGAGAACGACCAGCAGCGUGCUCUCACCGAGAUGCAGGGUGUCUACUGCGGCAACCGCCCUAUGCGCAUCUCCACCGCCACCCCCAAGAACAAGGGUCCUGGUGUUGGUGCUGCCAACAUGGGCAUGCCCGGCCCCGCCGGCAUGUAUCCCCCGAUGGGCGGUCCCCCCAUGGGCUUCUACGGUGCUCCUCAGCCCAUGAACCAGUUCACCGACCCCAACAACACUACCGUCUUCGUCGGUGGUCUGUCGGGCUACGUGACCGAGGAUGAGCUCCGCUCUUUCUUCCAGGGCUUCGGCGAGAUCACCUACGUCAAGAUCCCCCCUGGAAAGGGCUGCGGUUUCGUCCAGUUCGUCCAGCGCCACGCUGCCGAGAUGGCCAUCAACCAGAUGCAGGGAUACCCCAUCGGUAACUCGCGCGUCCGUCUGAGCUGGGGUCGUUCCCAGAACAACUCCGGCCCUGCUGGCAGCCCUUACCGCCCGGCCCCCCGCCUCCCCCCAUGUACCCCUCCAUGGGCAUGCCCCCGGCCCACCAGUAUGGCGGGUUUGCCCCGAUGA